AUGCAGGAAAGGCAGCUAGGUAGCAAUGGAAAUUCCAAGUUAACACUUUCUGGACUGUUGAAUUUCAUAGAUGGGCUGUGGUCUAGUGUUGGAGAUGAAAGAAUAAUCAUAUUCACUACCAAUCACAAGGACAAGUUGGAUCCUGCCCUGCUCCGCCCUGGUCGGAUGGAUAUGCAGAUUCAUAUGUCCUAUUGUACGGUUCACGGUCUUAGACAAUUGGUCUCGAAUUAUCUAGGCAUCGGCAAGGAUUACAACCCCGGGAUUUUCGACAAAAUCGAGAGCUUGAUUGGUUGUCGUGAGGUGACACCAGCUGAGGUUGCAGAGGAACUUAUGAGAAGUGAGGAUGCUGAUCUUGCUCUGGAAGGAGUACUGAACAUGCUUAAGGGAAAAAUGGCUCAUAAGUCGGUUUCUGAAGUGAAUGAUGAUGAUCAUAUACCAUGUCUUUCCAUUCCAGAAGAUGAAAAUGAGAUUGCUGGAGAAUUGGGUAAUACUGUCCCAAAUGUCAAAGAGUAA
Oldenlandia corymbosa var. corymbosa is the source of this 513-nucleotide messenger RNA. Lineage: Eukaryota; Viridiplantae; Streptophyta; Magnoliopsida; Gentianales; Rubiaceae. The record is from the annotation of a GenBank genome assembly.